AUGGACGACCAAGGCUGGGAAUGGCGCCAUUGGGCCGCGCGACAAGGCAAGAAGGCCAAGUUCAGCUACAGACUGUCCUCUUCACUGACCGCCGGCUCUCAGGGGGAGAUAAGUACGGCUUGUGCCAACAGCAUCAACCACAACACCGAGCUGCUGCCGAUCGAGCUCGACCAACGCGUCGGGAAAGGCCGGUUUGCCGAAGUGUGGAGGGCCAAACUAAAACACACCGAAUCUGGUCACCAUGAGAUCGUAGCGGUGAAGAUCUUCCCCUUCCAGGAAUAUUCAUCCUGGAAGUACGAGAGCCGCAUUUUCACUGACGCCAACCUGAAACAUCAGAACGUCCUGCAGUUCAUCACCUCCGAACAGCGAGUCAGCAGCCUACAGAAAGAGUAUUGGAUCAUCACGGCCUACCAAUCCCAAGGCAACCUGAAGGACUACCUGACCAAUCACUUCCUCAGCUGGUCAGCUUUGUUAAAGAUGGCGGGCUCCAUCGUCAAUGGUGUGGCCCAUCUGCACAGCGAUUACACGCCAUGUGGGACAGCAAAGAUCGCCAUUGCUCACCGGGAUAUCAAGAGCACCAACAUCCUUGUUAAAAGUGACUCCACGUGUGCGCUGUGCGACUUCGGCAUUGCCCUGCGACUCGACCCCUCGCUGACCGUAGACGACUUUGCCAACAGUGGACAGGUUGGCACCGCGCGAUAUAUGGCCCCCGAAGUUCUGGAGUCUCGGGUGAAUCUGGAAGACCUCGAGUCCUUCAAGCAGAUGGAUGUGUACUCGCUGUCUCUGGUCCUGUGGGAAGUGGCAUCUAGGUGUGACGCCAUUGGAGAGGUGAAGAGCUAUGAGCUGCCGUUUGCUCGAUGGUUCAGGAACAUCCGUGUGUGGAGACCAUGA
Messenger RNA from Staurois parvus, 891 nucleotides. Lineage: Eukaryota; Metazoa; Chordata; Amphibia; Anura; Ranidae. The record is from the annotation of a GenBank genome assembly.